AUGUGGAUGGACGACAGCAAUUCCAACGAAAACGUCAUGUACACGGGCUACAUGCGCGCACCGUCGUCGGCGUGGUGGCUGCUUUGCAAGCUCCUCUUGCGCUUGAGCCUCGCGGGUUGCGUCGGCGUCUGGAUGUGGCAUGCGUACUUUCGGCACUUGCCGCGCCUCGUGGCCAGCUUGGAAGCGUACGGCCUUUGCGACGCACCAAUCAGCGCGACGCUCGAGGUGGUCGUUGGCGACCCCACGGCGUAUGUCCUCUUGCACCCGAUGGUUUCGAUCGCGUUUGUAUUGGACUUUUGGCUCUCGGUCGACUUUGUCGCGCGCGCCAUGAACCGCAUGGUCCAAGCCACCGAUGCGUCAUCGUUCGUCGUCGCCUGCGUGUACCUCUCGCGCACCGUCUGGUUUGGCUAUGGCACACUUCUUGCGAUGAGCACUGUGCUGCGGUACUGCAGAAUCUACCGACCUCGCUUUGUCGCCGUCGACCCCACGACGAUUGCGAUCCUAUUGACGCUGGCCGCGGGGCCGAUCACGCGGCUUCAGAGCCAGACGCCAGCGCUGGCUCGAGUUUGCAAUAACCUCUUUACCUGCCUUGCGCCGUCGCCCGAUGAAAUCGACGUGGGCGUCGCCGCGCUCGUGUAUACGCUCAUCAUUGGCGUCCUUCCGUUGCUCCUUGGGUUUGUGUUGUCCGCGUGUGCGCGGGCCCGGGCCGUCGCACGCCAGUCGCUGCGUCGUCGCAGUCUCUCGUCGCUCAAAGAGGGUCCCCAUGUUGCUAUGAUCCACGCAUCGUUUGCCAACAACGACUGGAAGAAUCACAUCAUGACGACCUUAAGCAUUCACCCGUGGACGGCGACGUUCACGUGCGUUGGCGGCAGUGUCUACGAUCUCUUUGAUAAACAGCCAAAGUAUUCGCGCAACAUGGCGCUGAGUCUCCGCGGAGCCGACUGCUUUGUGCUCUACUCAACGCCUCUCAAAGCGUACAUUUCCGAGCCCUUUCCAUGGCACCACGUGCCCAUGCAAGGAAUACCGGAUCAAUGCGACCGCAACUUUACAGCCUGCGCGCCGACGUUGCUUUUGGCGCUGCAAAACCAAAGCCAGCAACUCGGUCCUGGCCAAGUGUACCUCGCCACAGACCGGUUCGACCUCGUGCGCGUGAGCUUCGCAGCGUUGCCCGAUCCAAGCGACGCCGACACAUUCUAUCUCACGUUACCCUACGCGUCGUUCUACUCGAUCCAGCAGCGGAAGCUUUUCAGCGCCAUCGCUCGGCGCGAAAUGAACGCAUCGGCGUUUGCCACCACCGAGCUCUCGCUCUUUCUGGGCAUUGCGAUCUCGUACAAUGCCAUUUGGAUUGCGCCGAAUACCCAAAAUGCGUCCAGCGAUCUAUUUAUUUGUGCUGCACGCGUGGCUUUUCCCACGUGGUGGCUCUGGCUCAAAUUCGCGUAUCGGCUCGUUUUUGGCGUCUAUCUGCUCAUGUGCAUGUGGCGGCUCUACUUUGCGCAGUACGCCACGCUGGUCGCAAAUUUAGAGCGCUACGGUAUCGAAGCGGCAGCUGUUGGGUCGACGCUCACGCUGGUCGUGGGCGACCCCACGAGCCUCAUUUUGGUGCACCCACGAGUCAUCCUCGGCUUUGUUCUGGACUUUUGGAUGAGCGCCGAUUUUGACGGACGCGCCUAUCUUCGCGUCGGCCAAGUCGUCGACCCGCUCCAGUUCUUCGUGGCGUGCUUGUACCUCUCGCGCACGCUCUGGUUCGCGUACGGCGCGGUGGUCGCCACUUCGAACCUCAUGAAGCGCUGUGGUUUGGCCAAAUAUUUCCACGGCGUCGACCCGACGUACACGGCGAUUGGCGUCGCGGUCGUUGCCGGACCGUUUACGUUUGUGCAAAUGCAAAUUCCAGCCCUCUGCAAGCUCUACAACACGCUCUUUGUUGCUCUCGCGCGCCGCGACGACACGAUCGACAUUAGCCUCGCGGCGCUUGUCUACACUACGCUGAUUGGAGGCCUCCCCCUUGUGUUUGGGCUUUGGCCGCGUCUCAUGUUUUGGCGCACGCGACGACCGAUCCAGUUUGCGGGCGGCAGUAUCUAUACCCUGUUCGCCAAAGACGAGACGUGGAAGGCAAUUCUUGGCGUGAGCCAGCGCAGCACCGACUGCUACGUGCUCUACGAUGUGCCUGGGAACAGCUCACACCAACAAGGCGUUCGACUCAGCCUCACGGCCCGCGUCGAGAAGCGACGACAGCUUGUGCUGCGCGACGCGAGCACCGGUACUUCGGUGGGACACAUCGCAUUUGAAAAAGACGACUCAAUUUCGCUGGUGCAAGGCUCGCAUGGUGUCGCCUGGAUCAUGUAA
This is a messenger RNA of Saprolegnia diclina VS20, 2343 nucleotides long. RefSeq lists its product as hypothetical. Bases 1 to 2343 code for a protein of 780 amino acids. The transcript has 3 exons. NCBI's taxonomy places the organism in Eukaryota, Oomycota, Saprolegniomycetes, Saprolegniales, Saprolegniaceae. The record is from RefSeq and is a predicted model, not a curated record.